AAAAAUCUCUACACCAAUGAAUAUGUAGCUAUCAAACUGGAACCAAUCAAAUCACGUGCUCCACAGCUUCAUUUAGAGUACAGGUUUUAUAAGCAGCUUGGCAGUACAGGUGAAGGUCUCCCACAGGUGUAUUACUUUGGACCAUGUGGGAAAUACAACGCUAUGGUGCUGGAGCUCCUCGGCCCUAGCUUGGAGGACUUGUUUGACCUCUGUGACCGAACUUUUACUUUGAAGACUGUGUUAAUGAUAGCCAUCCAGUUGCUUUCUCGAAUGGAAUAUGUGCAUUCAAAGAAUCUCAUUUACCGAGAUGUCAAGCCAGAGAACUUCCUGAUUGGCCGACAAGGCAAUAAGAAAGAACAUGUUAUACACAUUAUAGACUUUGGACUGGCCAAGGAAUACAUUGACCCUGAAACCAAAAAACAUAUACCUUAUCGGGAGCACAAAAGUUUAACUGGAACUGCACGAUACAUGUCUAUCAACACACAUCUCGGCAAAGAGCAAAGCCGGCGGGAUGAUUUGGAAGCCCUAGGCCAUAUGUUCAUGUAUUUCCUUCGAGGCAGCCUGCCUUGGCAAGGACUCAAGGCGGAUACGUUAAAAGAGAGAUAUCAAAAAAUUGGCGACACCAAAAGGAACACUCCAAUUGAAGCGCUCUGUGAAAACUUUCCAGAGGAGAUGGCAACCUACCUGCGAUAUGUCAGGCGAUUAGACUUCUUUGAAAAACCUGACUAUGAGUAUUUGCGGACCCUCUUCACAGACCUCUUUGAAAGGAAAGGCUAUACCUUCGACUAUGCCUAUGACUGGGUCGGGAGGCCUAUUCCUACUCCAGUAGGGUCAGUUCAUGUAGACUCUGGUGCAUCUGCAAUAACUCGAGAAAGCCACACACACAGGGAUCGGCCAUCACAACAACAGCCUCUACGAAAUCAGGUGGUUAGCUCAACCAAUGGAGAACUGAAUGUCGAUGACCCCACAGGAGCCCACUCCAAUGAACCAAUCACUGCUCACGCUGAGGUGGAGGUAGUGGAGGAAGCUAACUGCCUGAAAAUGCUCAACCUGUGGUGCUGCUGUUUCUUUAAGAGGAAAAGGAAGAAGACUGCUCAGCGCCACAAGUGACCAGUGCCUCCCAGGAGUCCUCAGGCCCUGGGGACUCUGACUCAAUUGCACCUGCAGCUCCUGCCAUUUCUCAUUGGAAAGGACUCCUCUGUGGGGGAGGGUGGAGAUCCAAACCAAAAGGAAGAAAACAGAUGCCCCCAGAAGGAGCCAGUGUGGGCAGCCAGGGCCCAGUGGGUCAGUGGCUGUCCCCACCUGCCUAAGGCUCUGAGCAGGUCCCAGAGCUGCUGCUUCUCCACUGCUUGCCCGCGGGGCCACCUGGUUGACUCUCCUUCCUAUUGUUUACAGUGAAGGUGUCAUUCACAAAAACUCAAGGACUACUAGUCUCUUCCCUUCCCUUAGUCUACUCCUGGUUCUUGCCCCACCCUCAGUCCUCUCCAGCAUAAAAGCUAGUGAGUUGAAGGCUUUGUCUGCUGCAGAAGCUCAAGAGGCUGGGAGUGCGGCCAAGAAGGGAGGAGGCAGGCCCGAGCUGGGGGAGAACCUUCUCCACCUACCAGGUGUAUCUGGCGGUAUGGCUCCCUCAUCCUCUGUGCCUGUGCAGCCUCCGUCCCCAGCUGGCCACGGGGUGCAGGCUACCCCCUCUUUCCCUCCCCCCACUCCUGUGAAGAAGUUACACUGUAGGACACAAGCUGUGAGAAAUCUGCAGUCUACUGUCCCCAUGUGUUGGCGUUCUUAGCUUUUCUUGACAAGUGAACUCUUCUCCAGUCAGUAGUAGGACAAUGCAAAUUGUUCUGAGCAAAGGAAAAAAAAACUGACUUGAUUGCACUUUUAGUUUUUUGUUUUUGUUUUUUAACAGAAAACAUGGCAGAUGCAUAUUGUGUCUGGUUAUAUUGGGAGUUGUACUUUUUUUCUGUUUUGAGGGGAUGGGGCCAGCCAAGCCAUUCGGAGAGAACAUGGGUCCGGAGGACAUUCUCAAUGGGAAGAGCUGGGUCUGCAGCACCCAGAAGAGAAGAAGCCAAACUCUACGUCAUUCUGAGUGAACGCUCAGAUUGGCAAGGAAACAUACUUGAAUUUUCAUUCAUCUUCUCAGCUACUGAAGAAUGUCCCUACCAGAACCUCUUGACCUCAUCAGCCUGCAGUUUGGACAGCCUAGCUCUCCAGUGCGUGGGAUGAGCCAGCCAAGCCAGACUGACCAGAAGACGGUUUAUCCCAGAGAAGGAGAUAUUUUAAAAAAAAAUUGGAAACAUCUGUUUUCUCCACUGCCAGGGACUUCCAACUAGAUAGCCAUGUGACUUCCUUAGUGAUUUAGGGGACAAAAUUAGUGAUGAAACAGCCACCAUCAUAUUGCCACUAGUGGACAAAAAGAGGAGGAACGUGAAUCUGCCUUCCAACUGCCAAAGGAACCUCAGGAUUUGGCAUCACAGGGCCAGGAAAUAAAAUUGGUGUGUACCGUCUGCCGCCAUAGCUGCAUUGUAGCCUUUGGGCUGGCCAACCUUAUCAGAAACUAAGCACCUGCAGGUUUUCUCCCAGCAGGCCCCCAGCAGCAGGCUUAGCACUUAGUACAUGGGGCUAUAGUGAACAGGAGGGUAAGAUCGGUUGGUGCUGGAAAGUUCCAGGGGAAAGGAGACGGAACUGAAAGCUCUGAAAUCUUCUCAAUUGGACAUAGACUCCUUUCAGAUAAGAUGGCCUUGUAUCUAGAGCAUGUCUCCCCAGUACACUCUCCGCCCCCUGCCCCCCAUGGUGCAGUCACGUGACAUACUACCAUGAAAAAUCUUGGUUCCUUAUUCACUGCUUAAAAAAUUAUUAAUGUAUGGAGUUAAUCUUCUCAUGCUCGAUUUUCAUUUCAGUUCAGUGGCUUAUCCAAACAGUGACCUCUCAUUCCAGAUGUGAUAGAGGAGAAAAGAUUAUUUACACCAAGCGAUGAGGUCUUGUAUUUGGGAGUAGGGCAAACUAACCAUAGAGGAUAAUGGCGUGGUUUUGGGAAUGAACACAGAAAUCAUAGCCCCUGUCUUGAGGUGUACGGCUGUCUUUUGGACUAGUAGGGAUCCUUUCUGGUAGUUGACGUUUCCUGACAGGUCCCUUGAUGUAUCUUACAUGGAGCAGAAAUAGCAGCAGUAGCAUGAAGCAGUUACUGGGCUUCAGCUGUUCCAUCAGGCCUUGGCUAAGCAAUAUCACUUCCCUGGCUUCAAACCUGCUCACUUAUGUAAAGAUUAUAAUCUCCCAUUUGUUUAAAAGAAAUUUUCCUGUAUACAGAGCCGAAUGGCUGGGAGACGCAGUGUCAUACCCCUUCCCCAGGAGGAUUUUGAAUCUUAAUAAUGGAUUUUUUUCCUUGACAUUACCUAGUAGUUAAGGCAUAAUCAAUGAAACUUACAUAGUUUUUCAGUUGGUAUUUGGGCAACUAAUUUCUAUAUAGAAACUUUUAUUUCCUCUUCCCUGUAUAGAAAAAGCCUUGCCUCUCAAGGGAGGGCAAGGGGACAUGGUGGCAGAGCCUGGAGCCUCUUGGCACUCCAUACCCCACUAAGUGCCUCCCUACCCCCUAUGCCCCACCCUGUUUCCACAAAAAAACGCAAAGGCAGCGGCCAGUUUGGCUGCAGGGCAAGCCCCUUUGCAGCCGGGUUUGACCUUUUUUGGUCUUAAAUUUUUUAAAGGCUAGCUCUUAAGGGACUGAACCUAAGCAGUUUUGGGGGGUCCUUCCUCAUGCACUGUUUUUACUCUCUGCCCCUCACAGAUCUCUUACUAGAUACUUGAUUUUCAUAACAAAAGUGACAAGACCCAGGUCCCUCUGGCAUGCAGGGUAAUGGUGAUCCUUCUAGGGCCUUUGGCACUCCAGGUGGUUCCAGACCCCUGAGAAAUCCUUUAAAAUUAAAAAAAAAAAAAAAAAAGAGUACCUAAGGAGUAGUUUGGCCAUCAGUUCCACCCCCACCAGCACAUCAGGGCUUCCUCCUCAGCUCUGUUGCUAUAGUUGCUUAGCUCUGUGCCUCAGCCAAGUCCCUGGGGUUGGGCACUCCCUCCACCCACCCCCCUACCCAAGUCCACUUGCUCUGUAGUUUGAGCUUUCUUCAUUUCCUAGCCAUGAUGCCUAGGUACCUUUUUCUUUGGAAUUGAUGCAGUUGUUUCUGAGUUAGUAUUAAGCGCUAACAGCACCUGUUCAUAAAAAACCCUUCAUAUUAUAGCAUUAGGAGGCCUCCCAAGCCCUGCAGUCCUUCAGGCAUUGCAUCCUGAGCAGAUGGAGGCAAGCAGGCCAGGAAUCCACCAAGGCAUAAAGGGUCCUUCCCAUGUGAUCAGAGCACGACUUGUGUCUGUGAGGUCCAAGCAUGUAAGGGCUGAUCACUUGCAUGUAUGCACACCUUGGCGUUUCCCAAUGAUCUCACUGCCGACUGCUAUGCAAGGGCAGACAGUGUGCCAGCAGCCAGUGUGCUCCCGUGGCUGCCUUCGUUAACACUCCUGCUAUUUGGGGUCUGUCUAGGAAGGUACGAGUCAGGUGACUAGGUUGGCAUCCAGUUAACGCUCCAUUUUACUUUGGAAUAGAGGGGCAACAGGAGCAGGAUCCUGAGGUUUCCAGCAGAAGUGUUGAAUGCCUGUUAAUUCUCAAUGAACUCCAAGUACAUAGAAACAGCUCCUGCCAUUCGCCAGAAGAGGUGUCCAUUGCCCCUAACUUCCAGCUUAGCUCACUGGAAAUGUACACUGGCAGUACGAAUUCAGUGUUGAUUCUCAGUGUUAGUAAUCACUUUUAAUGUUAGAAAUAUGCAGUGAUGGUAAUGUUAUGUCAGAGUGGUUACUAAAGAUCAUAGCCUUAACUUUUUUUAUGCAAAAGAUAUGACCCUGUUCCCCCUCCCAGUGAGCAAGCAUGGCCUGCAUUUUUAAAAAAUAAGCACUUCCAUGGCAGCCUAGAAAGCAUCUUCUCAAAAGAAUUUGAUCUUUCUUCUGAUGCAUCUCUCCCAAGUCCACAUGCUUCCUGUGGCCCAAUCUCCUCUUCCAUGUUCAUAUUUAAACCUGUUUUCCAUUCCCAGUCACUUACCCUGACAGCAUUAUCUUCAGUGUCAGAGCCACCACAUUAGGGUUAGAGUUUGUCACAUUGGGAGCUUGCAGCGCCAUACAGCCAACAUGGCCUCGGCCAGUCCACUGCCAUCAUCCCCACGAUUGCUCCAAGGUGGGCAAAUGAAUUCCAGAAACCCUUAGGGAGCCAGGAUAACUAGGUACCCCACCUGGAUUGGCCCUAUGAGCAGCAGGCACUUGUCUUGGGGUUCUUGGUCUUGCUGGCUCCAGGGCUCCAGGAAAGUCCCAUCUGGAGUUUUUGCUGGGCAAUGACUCCCAGUGUCCCAUGAUGGGUUGAUAGGAAUCAAAAUGGGAUUCCUGUGGUUUUGUUUUCUUGGGUGGGGGGGUGUAUCUGAAAAGAGGAAACCAAGCCUUUCUGAGGGUUUGCAGAGUUUUAAGCAGUGUUUUAGCCACAAAUAAGGAAUCUUGGAAGUCUCUGAUCAAUUAAGCAGUCUUAAAAACAUGUUUUCCCUAACUCCUUUUGCAGGUGGCUGAAUGCAAAAGAAUAGGUUUCUUCAUUGUAUUCAACACAGUAAGUAGGUCCCCUGGGUAUUGACAGUAGUAGUUAACAUGUUUCCUCACAAAGCAGCCAGGAAGUCCUCUCCAGUAUUUGUAGAUCAGCUUACAGAGGAGAAAGUGAAUGUGUGUUCCAUCUAUUUCUAGUUUGAUUACAAAACUUGAUGUUAUAAAGAAACCUCAGUUCUGUGGACAGAAUUUCUUUUGUUAGUUUUCUUCUUUAUUCCUCACAGUCAUCUUUCCGGUGCCAUCACCCCUUUCAGACUCUGAGAGCAGAGGGUGUAUCCAUGGUAAUAAGUGGUGCGGUGCAGUCAUCCUAGUAACACACAUGAGAAGUCAGCCGCCCAGACCGCCCCUUCCGCGCAAAUCCCCUUUCAAGGCAGGUGAGACAUAUUCAGUGUUCCUCUUUGUGAGCUCCAGACCAAAUCCCAGGCCAGCCCUUGCACCGAAAGCAUUUUUAAGAGGCUUAAUCAGUCUGUUAGGAAUGUCUCAGGAAAGAUGAGCCAUUUCUUUGGGGGAAAAUAUAUUUACAGAUGGGUGUGGUUGCAUUUGUAUGCCCCUGUGUGUGUGUGUGCUCAUCUGUAUGCAUUUCAAUUCCAUAAAAACCCAGCCCAAGCUGCUGGGACCAUGUGUUCCUGAGUAUUCUAGGAAGUAAAGUGACUUCUCAAGUUAGUGUCACAGCAAGCUGGCUCUGGGAAUGAGCCCCAUUUAUCAAGCAGAAGAGUAAACAGCAGGAAAGAUAGAGAUGAAACCAAAAAUAUUAUAACCCCCCCAAUGGAAAAUAAUGUUCCCAUUGGAUAUAUUACAUCCUCUAAUUUAUUAUAUUAUUAUUUUGUCUUUCUUUAAUCUUUGCCCAUUAUACUUUUAAAAAGAUGUUGAGAUGUUGAUUGCAAUUUUUAAAGGCUAGAUGAUGUAUAAAUCAGCUGUGGAAAUCAGUUUUAAUUGAUGUGUGGAUGUGUCUGAUCAUUGUUAGAUGCCUUUUUUUUUUUUUACCUUUGGUUUUAGAUAUGUACUGUUUCAUGAAUCCUGGCACUGGUCACAAAGCUCAGCUGUGAAAAUGAAACUUGUAGUAUUUUUAAACAUGAAUGUCAAUUUCAAGUGUAUUUGAAAUGAUUCCUCCAGGAGAGAGAUUUGUAACACCAUUAGGAAAAACUUCUCUGCAGAGGAAGUAGCCUUCUUUGGAGAAAAUGGAAAAUGGGUCUUGAUAUGUUAUCUCAGCGUAGCCCAUUUCCUAGGGCACCAUGGAAAACACAAAUGUGAUCAUUAAGUAUACCUCUUCCCCAAUUUGGGGAGGAAAGGACUCAGUUUGCACCCUUUUUGUAUGUAAAAUAAAAUGUCUUACCUUUCUUG
Hipposideros armiger (great roundleaf bat) is the source of this 6948-nucleotide messenger RNA. RefSeq names its product casein kinase 1 gamma 1 (gene CSNK1G1). The transcript has 11 exons. Gene Ontology annotation, molecular function: protein serine/threonine kinase activity; ATP binding. NCBI's taxonomy places the organism in Eukaryota, Metazoa, Chordata, Mammalia, Chiroptera, Hipposideridae. Bases 163 to 1110 code for a protein of 315 amino acids. Gene Ontology annotation, biological process: protein phosphorylation. The record is from RefSeq and is a predicted model, not a curated record.